This is a messenger RNA of Solea solea (common sole), 1885 nucleotides long. RefSeq names its product cyclin dependent kinase 19 (gene cdk19). The record is from RefSeq and is a predicted model, not a curated record. Gene Ontology annotation, cellular component: cytosol; mediator complex; nucleus. Gene Ontology annotation, biological process: protein phosphorylation. Gene Ontology annotation, molecular function: ATP binding; RNA polymerase II CTD heptapeptide repeat kinase activity; cyclin-dependent protein serine/threonine kinase activity. Bases 131 to 1624 code for a protein of 497 amino acids. The transcript is spliced from 13 exons. Lineage: Eukaryota; Metazoa; Chordata; Actinopteri; Pleuronectiformes; Soleidae.
AUUAAGCGGAGCAGACCAAAAUCCCAAACAAGGAAAUGGUGGGGGAAUAAAACGACCAGAUUAUUUAAUUAAUGCAUGUAAUAAUUAAUAUUUUAUUUGAUUGUAAAUUAAGACGCAUUUAUGGGUUAGAAUGGAUUACGACUUCAAAACAAAGCUGGCGGCCGAGAGAGAGAGAGUGGAAGAUCUGUUCGAAUAUGAAGGUUGCAAAGUGGGUCGAGGCACCUACGGGCACGUUUAUAAAGCUAAGCGCAAAGACGGGAAAGAUGAGAAGGAGUAUGCACUGAAACAAAUAGAAGGCACUGGAAUAUCGAUGUCUGCCUGCAGGGAAAUCGCUCUGCUACGAGAACUGAAGCACCCAAAUGUUAUUGCCCUGCAGAAAGUCUUCCUGUCGCACAGUGACAGGAAGGUUUGGCUACUCUUUGACUAUGCUGAACACGAUCUUUGGCACAUCAUCAAGUUCCAUCGCGCCUCCAAGGCCAACAAGAAGCCCAUGCAGCUGCCCCGAGGGAUGGUGAAGUCCCUCCUGUAUCAGAUUCUGGAUGGGAUCCAUUACCUCCAUGCCAACUGGGUCCUCCACAGGGAUCUGAAACCAGCAAACAUCCUGGUGAUGGGGGAGGGUCUCGAACGAGGAAGAGUUAAAAUCGCUGACAUGGGUUUUGCCAGAUUAUUUAACUCUCCCCUCAAGCCGUUGGCAGACCUGGAUCCUGUGGUGGUGACCUUCUGGUACAGAGCCCCUGAGCUUCUGCUGGGCGCUCGACACUACACCAAAGCUAUUGACAUUUGGGCAAUUGGCUGCAUCUUUGCGGAGCUGCUAACAUCAGAGCCCAUCUUUCACUGUCGCCAAGAAGAUAUCAAGACAAGUAACCCCUUCCAUCACGACCAGCUGGACAGGAUAUUCAGUGUCAUGGGUUUCCCUGCAGAUAAGGACUGGGAAGACAUUCGAAAGAUGCCUGAGUAUCCGACUCUGCAGAAGGACUUCAGGAGGACAACAUACGCAAACAGCAGCUUAAUCAAAUACAUGGAGAAGCAUAAAGUCAAACCAGACAGCAAAGUUUUCCUUCUGCUCCAGAAACUCCUCACGAUGGAUCCCACCAAAAGAAUCACAUCAGAGCAGGCACUGCAGGACCAGUACUUCCUGGAGGACCCAUUACCCACCACUGAUGUGUUUGCUGGAUGUCAGAUACCCUACCCAAAACGAGAGUUUCUCAACGAGGACGAGCCAGAGGACAAAACAGAGAAGAACCAGACCCAGCAGCACCAGCAGACGGCAGGUCAGAACCAGGCCCAGAACCAGGCCCAGAACCAGCAGCAGACCACAGCCCAGCAGGCUCCGUCCCAGCAGACUUCUGCCCAAACCAACGGCACCGCCGGCACCACAGGAACCACCACGGGUGGGGGUUUACAACACAGCCAGGACCAGGGACCGCCCAACAAGAAACCCCGGAUCGGGCCCUCGGGGGCUUCCUCAGGCACAGGAGUGUUACAGUCAGAUUACCAGCACUCCAGCUCCCGCCUCGGUUACCAAACCAGCGUCCAAGGUUCCGCCCAGCCCCAGAGCACCAUGGGAUACUCGUCGUCAUCCCAACAGAGCUCCCAGUACACCCACCAGACACACCGUUACUGAAGCUCCCACACACUCCUGAACCAGCAGAGGAGGCCACUCUUCCUCCUCCUCCUCCUCCUCCUCCUCCUCCUCCUCCUCCUCCUCCUCCUCCUCAGACAGCAGACAGAAGACCUCAGCAGACGACGUCAGUGGACGCCAUCCUGGUCACACCCCAUUCUGUCCAUGACAUCCCAGUCUAUCUGAUGCCUGACGACUUUAAUGAAGGUAAACAAAUACAGGAACCACAAAACUGAAAGGUAACCACGAGUUGUGCCUCGUCAG